Molecule: messenger RNA, 2190 nt
Organism: Hydractinia symbiolongicarpus
Lineage: Eukaryota; Metazoa; Cnidaria; Hydrozoa; Anthoathecata; Hydractiniidae
Exons: 2
Coding region: 238-756 (172 amino acids)
Source: RefSeq, a predicted model, not a curated record
UAUUUAGAAUUGGUUUUACAAUCAAGGAGGUUUGCACAAUCAAGGAGGCGGUAUUGGUACAAUUGGCUUGUGCUCCAUAAAGUUCGAUCUGAAGCUAAAUUCUUUCUCAGGAUGUCAUUACUUUAAUUAGCUCGAUUGUUUCUUUAGUCGGUGAACUCUAAUGAGGACAUUGAACCUAUCACUUCAUCGCAUUCGCAGGUAUAUAUGUUGUGUUGACAUAAAACCGUUUUGCUUUACAUGCAGGUGGGAUCCUGUGGAGUUUUUGAAAAAAAUGACUUGCUGAAAAAGCUGGAGCUAGAGAAGAAAAAGAGAAAGAGAGAAAAACAAACAAAUUCGUUGCAGACUUCCAAAAAUAAAAUUUUAGCGAACCGUAGCCGACAAUUGAGCCGUUUAAAGUUAACUUCAUAUUUCUCGAUAAGAACGGUACAGAUCGUGGAUGCAGCCAAUUUCUCAGAUUUGUUUGGUUACGUGGACGAAGUUUUUUUAGAAACUGAUGUGCCAAUGUUUGAAUUUGAUGAAAAUGUAGCACUGACGAUUGUUAAAGUUACUUCAAACCACGUUUUGAGACGAGUUGAAUUUAAUAACGGUGAAUUUGGAGUGUGUAAAUCACACAAGCCAGUUUUAAAAAACAGCAUUUUAACGCAGAUGUCUAACUUAAUUUAUGAAGCUAAAAUCAUUUUACUCGCUGGAAACACCCAAACAUUGUUUAUUGCCAUGGUUUAUCGACAAUCAAUUCGACCCCUGUGCUUGUUUUAGGAUUUGAGAGCGAUGCUACUCUCGUUGAUAUGUUUAACAAAUGUGCGAAAAUUAAAACUUCCGCGAUUUCAAGCAUCCUGUCAGGUCUGUCUGAUGCCAUUUGUCAUAUUCAUAAUAGCAAUAUAUUGCACAACCAAAUAACCGCCUAUCUUGUGUUGUGUUUAGUUGUUUUAUACAUGCCUUGCUAGUUGAUUCAACUUAUUGAAACUUAAAAUUUUGUUGUGCGGAUCAUGAUAUACCUGUGGGUAAUUUUAGUGAUAUCUUUCUACCUUGAUGGAACUGGCUGGGUGCAUAAAACAAACCCAUGCAAGGCAGCAAAAACAACAAGGACACGGAUGAAGAGGUGAAGGUUUAAGCAGAGAGUGUACGGCCAAAGGAAAAAAGAGGGCAGUGGUAGUAGGAUGGCUAAGUUCAUGGUAGCGAUUGCGUAUGGAAAAGGUGUAAUUGAGUGUCAUCAGUAUGAAGGUGGUCUCAGUGGUGAAAAGUGCGCAUAUUUUUUCAGAGGUCGCUUUCCAGUAAUGUUUGAACAUGGAUAUAACCAGCGCGGGAGACUGUUCCUUCAAGAUGGAGACCCUUCACAAAACUCUCGUUUGUCGCGUGAUGCUAUGGAUUCCUUCGGGCGCAGACUUUUCAAGAUUCCACCUUAUUCACCCGACUUUAACCCCAUUGAAAACGUCUUUCAUUUGGUUGGAAUCCAGCUUAAGAAACAGGCCUUGGAAAGAAGACUGAAGAAAGAAACCUAUGUGCAAUUCUGUCGCCGUGUACACUUUUAAAUUAUCCUUCCAGAAUUAUUGACAAAACAAUUGGUUUCAUGCCAAAACGUGUUGAUGAGGUUAUAAAAGGUAAAGGACGUAGUACCCGGCGCUAAGCUUGUGAAAGACCUUGUAAAAUUGUGUAAGUUUUGGAGCAACGAGUAACCUUCGAGUAACCAUAGGCUGUUUACAGGUUUUCUUAGCAAGAUAUGACGAGUAACACGAGUAACCGUACUGUAUAUAAAGAAUGUAUAGUAUUCCUUUAAUAUAAAAAUAUGGUUGCUCGUGUUACUCGUCAAUUUUGUUAAGAAAUCUUCUAAACCCCCUAUGUUUACUCGUUGACCUUUUGUUUGUUGUUUUUGUAGGAAGGCAUAUUAAACUAUAUAAGUGUGUUAUAAUAUAAAUUGACUUGUUGUAUGCGCACACAACACCAAUUGCUAAAACGUCUGAACAAAAUAAUAACAUAAGCUCCUCACAGUUUUGAAAGUCAAAAAAGUUUGUGUACAACAUAAUUCGUCUUAGGUAGAAUGUCUCUGUGAUAGAACAGAACCAAAGUAACAUUAAAUACGUGGUUGUUAUUCGUCACAACGGAUAAACAAAAGUUUGGCGAAACAUCUAAGUUAUAUUGAAACUGACGGUAGGACUUGUUCAAGAAAUCAAAGAAGGGUAUAUUUAGUUUGCU